GCAGCCUCCAGCGGGCUCCUCCAGCCCAGAUCCCUCCACUCUCCGAGCGCCCCGCCCCUCGGGAACCCCUCCGCGACCGUUAGCCGCUGGUCGCGCGUGCGCCGCGCCACGCCACGCCGCGCCACGCCAGCGGGACGCGACGAGCGCGACGGGGCUAGAGUGAGUGUCUCCACCGAGGCAGGGACUGGAGCUGGUGCCGGGGACGGAGUCGGACCGGGCGAGAGGCCGAGCUUAGCCAAGCGGCGGCGGCAGGAUUCUGGGGAGGACCAAGAAGAACCCUGGCCCGUUCCUGUUUGUGCUGACCUCCAUCUGAUGACAAGAACAGAGGGGAAGGAGCUGGUCUUAGUCACAGGCCACUGAGGGAUUUGGGCCUUCUCUCUCCUCCCCAAGCCUAGAAGGACAGCUGGGCCAGCACUGCCCGAAGGGGCCUCCCCUGCCCCCAGUACCAUGGCUGGGAAGAGACAAGCCAAGCGGCAGCCCCUGCUGCUCCUGCUGCUCGUUGCCGUCGCCUUCGUCCACCUUGUCGCCUGUCCCUACUCCAAGGUGGAGGAGAGCUUUAGCCUGCAGGCCACCCAUGACAUCCUGUACCACCGCUGGGACCUGGACAAGUACGACCAUCAUGAGUUUCCUGGCGUCGUCCCAAGAACGUUUCUUGGGCCAAUCGUAGUCGCAGCCUUUUCCAGCCCUGCCGUCUAUGUGCUGUCCUUGCUGGAAAUGUCCAAAUUUUAUUCUCAGCUGAUAGUGAGAGGAAUCCUCGGGCUCGGUGUCAUCUAUGGACUCUGGAGGCUACAGAAGGAGGUCCGAAGACAACUGGGGGCCACCGUGGCCACCGUCUUUUGUCUCAUCACGGCCUCCCAGUUCCACCUGAUGUUCUACUGCACGCGGACGCUGCCCAACGUGUUUGCGCUGCCCGUGGUGCUGCUGGCCCUGACCGCCUGGAUGCAGCAGCAGCGGGGCCGCUUCAUCUGGCUCUCGGCAUUCGCCAUCAUUGUCUUCAGGGCAGAACUGUGCCUCUUCCUCGGCCUCAUGCUGCUGUUAACCUUGUUAAGUAAGAAGGUCACCGUGCUGAAGGUGCUGUGCCACGCCGCUCCUGCCGGAAUCGUCUGCUUGGGACUGACGGUGGCUGUGGAUUCCAUGUUCUGGCGCCACAUUCUGUGGCCAGAGGGCCAGGUGCUGUGGUACAACACAGUUCUGAACAAAAGCUCAGACUGGGGCACCUCGCCCUUCCUGUGGUAUUUUUACUCGGUUCUGCCGCGGGCUCUGGGCUGCAGCGUCCUCUUCAUCCCUCUGGGGGUCUGGGACCGCAGGACACGGCUGCUGAUCCUGCCGGCGGUGGGCUUCAUCUUCCUGUACUCGUUCCUCCCUCACAAGGAGCUGCGCUUCAUCAUGUACACGUUUCCGGUCUUAAACAUUGUGGCAGCCAAAGGUUGUUCACGCAUGCUAAACAACUACAGGAAGUCUUGGCUAUACAAGCUUGGCUCUCUCCUUGUUGUGGCCCACCUCCUGAUAAAUGCCACGUACUCGGCCACGUCGCUUUACGUCUCCCACUUUAACUACCCUGGAGGGGCAGCCAUACAAAAGCUCCACGAGUUGGUGCCCCCCAAAACAGAUGUGGCGCUUCACAUUGACGUGGCCGCUGCGCAGACUGGCGUCUCUCGAUUUUUAGAGGUCAACAAUGACUGGAAGUACGACAAAAAGGAAGGUCUGCAGCCUGGGGCGGGGCCCAUGAUGUCCUACACGCACCUCCUCCUCGAGAUGGACCCUGUGCAGCUGUCCCACUACAAGACCACCCACCGUGUGCUGGCCAACAUCGCUGGCACCACGGGGGUCAAGCUGAACCUCACCAAACUACCUCCCUUUGACCUGAACUUGAAAACCAAGCUUGUGCUUUUGGAGAGACUGCUCAGGCCGUCCUGAGGGGCAGCAGGGCCCAGAGCACCCGCCCCUCAGGCUGACUUUCAGUGAUGCACAGACAGUGGCUGCCCGGGCACAGGCCUCCUUCCCUAAGCCUGCAGCUCCUCUUCUACCCCUCCCCGGGCAGGGCCUGCACCAGUAUCUGCAAUAAAACCCUUUCAGAGUGACGCGGAGCCUCGCAGGGUGGUCCCCCAGAGGGCAAGGGUCGCUGACCCUGGGCCCGAGCUGCGGCCACAGCUGCCUCCCUUCUUGGGUGUGGCCUGCCAGUCAUGCUGGGGGCCCCCCCCCCCGGGAGCGGAGCUUGGAGCCUGGUUCUGUCCCCAUGAUGUGUGUCCUCACUGAGCACAACUUAGGAGACGGCGGCGGCCGGACUGAGCCAAAAAAUGAUGACUAUGGAGACCGUAGAGAAGUAUGACAAUUGGGGUUCGAAGGCAAAGUGAAGUGACCUCAACUAGGAAAACUAAGUACAUGAUUGCAACAACAUAAAUGGAAACAACUCAAAGCUGAGCAAGACAACGGAUACACCUGAAGAAGGGAUGGAGAAAACCACCUUCUUUCUUGCAGGGGAAGGCCCUCUGGAUAGGGAUAAGGGGAAGGACCUAUUUAGGGAAGGCCAUGGAAAAGAACAGGUUCAGUCGAUUUCAGGAACCAACAAAGUGCCUCUGCCCUCCACACCAGCUGGUGCAUGCCACUGAGGUGGGCUGAGCCACAGGAGAUCUGGGCCCGAGCAGCAGUCUUCCAG
Molecule: messenger RNA, 2656 nt
Organism: Dromiciops gliroides (monito del monte)
Lineage: Eukaryota; Metazoa; Chordata; Mammalia; Microbiotheria; Microbiotheriidae
Gene: ALG12
Product: ALG12 alpha-1,6-mannosyltransferase
Exons: 14
Coding region: 448-1917 (489 amino acids)
Biological process (GO): protein N-linked glycosylation
Cellular component (GO): endoplasmic reticulum membrane
Molecular function (GO): alpha-1,6-mannosyltransferase activity
Source: RefSeq, a predicted model, not a curated record